Molecule: messenger RNA, 1958 nt
Organism: Zeugodacus cucurbitae (melon fly)
Lineage: Eukaryota; Metazoa; Arthropoda; Insecta; Diptera; Tephritidae
Gene: Cyp305a1
Product: probable cytochrome P450 305a1
Exons: 2
Coding region: 266-1765 (499 amino acids)
Biological process (GO): xenobiotic metabolic process
Cellular component (GO): intracellular membrane-bounded organelle; cytoplasm
Molecular function (GO): heme binding; iron ion binding; oxidoreductase activity, acting on paired donors, with incorporation or reduction of molecular oxygen, reduced flavin or flavoprotein as one donor, and incorporation of one atom of oxygen
Source: RefSeq, a predicted model, not a curated record
GCUGACGAUCAGUUUUCGCUGAGUUAUCGGCGCGAGAAGACGUUAUUCAACAAUUUAGUCGCUUUAGAGUCGAGGUCUUAAAGGACUUACACAUGGUACUAGUGCAGCAACAACAACAACAAGUUGAAAGAACUUGAUAGUAUAAAUUAGUUAAUUGAUUUGUGGUAAUAAAUUAAACUUGUUGAUCGCGUCGCGAUAUACGAAACGUGCGUGUAAGCUGAACGUGGAUCAAUAUUAGAGAAAGAAACACCUUUUACCUCUGGAGAUGAGUGUUUUACUCUUCUUGGUCGCCACUCUAGUGGGCUAUGUAGUCUACUCACUAUUCCAGUCACUGAAACGUCCACGGAAUUUUCCACCAGGACCCGACUUCGUGCCAUGGAUGGGCAACACCAUACAAAUGCGGAAAGAGGCACGCGCCAGUGGUGGCCAACAUCUGGUGUUUGAGAAAUGGUCCAAGAAGUACAACAGCGACAUUUUAGGACUCAAGUUGGGUAGCGAAUACGUCGUGGUUGCGCUCUCGUAUCCAUUAGUGCACGAGGUACACACGAGCGAAGUGUUCGAUGCACGACCCGAUAAUUUCUUUCUGCGCCUGCGUACAAUGGGCACCCGCAAAGGCAUCACUUGCACCGAUGGCCAACUUUGGCAGGAGCAUCGUAAUUUCGCCAUGCGUCAGAUGCGACAUGUCGGCUACGGACGUACUGAGAUGGAACAGUACAUUGAGAAGGAAGCAGAUGGUUUGCUCACAUUUAUCGAUGAGCUGCAGGGAGCACCUACCUGGCCGGGAUCGUUUCUGGCACCGAGUGUACUCAAUGUGCUGUGGACCUUGACGGCGGGUAAGACGAUCGGACGUGAUGAUAAGCGUUUGCAGAAACUGCUGGAAUUGUUGAAUCGGCGCUCAAAGGUUUUUGACAUCUGUGGUGGUGUGUUGUCGCAAAUUCCAUGGUUGCGUUUCAUAGCGCCCAAUUGGACCGGUUAUAACCUGAUCUGUCAAAUGAAUAAAGAGAUGCACGCAUUCUUUCUGGAAGCGAUUAAUGAGCAUCGCGUUAGCAUCACAAAAGAUAAUGAAGAAAGUGAUCUCAUAUAUGCGUACAUUAAGGAGAUGAAUGAACAUAGCGACGAAGCGGAGAAUAGCACCUUCAGUGAGACCCAAUUGACAAUGACUAUUUUGGACUUCUUCAUUGCCGGCUCACAAACAACCAGCAAUACCACCGAUUUGGCAUUAAUGUUGCUUGCCCUCAAUCGUGACGUACAAAAGCGUGUUUAUGAUGAAAUCACCGAUAAUUUGGACAAACACAAAAUUCCCGUUAAUCUAUGUAAUCGCGAAUAUUUCCCAUAUACGAACGCUUUCAUUAUGGAAGUACAACGCUAUUUCCACAUAACACCAGUGACCGGUCCACGUCGUGCAGUGCGCAAUACCACGCUUGGCGGUUAUAAUGUUCCCAAAGACACAACGAUACUAAUUGGGCUGCGUGUGGUACAUAUGGACAAGUCGCACUGGGGCGAUCCGGAAGUCUUUCGACCGGAACGUUUUCUCGAUGCUGAGGGUAAAGUCUUCCGCGAUGAGUACUUUAUGCCAUUUGGUCAGGGUCGUCGUCGUUGUCUGGGCGAUGCUUUAGCUCGUGCUUGCCUGUUCUCGUUCCUCACCAAGAUCGUUCACCGUUUCCGCAUUGAGUUGUGUGAAGAAGCUUUGCCAUCGGUGGUGCUACAACCGGGCAUUACGCUAACACCAAAGCCAUACAAAGUACGAUUUGUAAAUCGACUAUGAGUAUCGUUGGAUCAUAGCUGCGUACAUUACCGCUUUUUCGGACUUAGAGGGGAUAUCCAAAUUUAUAUUUAGAAAAUAUAUAAAAUAAAUUUAUAUUGUAUAAGCUUAAAAGACAAUACGUAUACUUACCGUUGUAGAAUAUUUUAUGUAAUCUUGAUUUAUAUGCAAAUAUAGAAUUUAGAAGGGAACUCAA